Molecule: messenger RNA, 348 nt
Organism: Emiliania huxleyi CCMP1516
Lineage: Eukaryota; Haptophyta; Isochrysidales; Noelaerhabdaceae
Product: cysteine synthase-like protein
Exons: 2
Coding region: 1-348 (115 amino acids)
Source: RefSeq, a predicted model, not a curated record
AUGGCCUCCCACCGCAUCGGCGCCCGCCUCUCGGGCCUCAAACCGGAGCAGCUGCUCCUAAUCAUCAAGGAGCAGGGUCCCUCACGCUCGCAGCUGUGCGCCAUCAUCGAGGCGCAGGCGGGCGCGAGCGCCGCCGCGCUGCGUGUGGCGGAGGAGCACGCCGCUCGGCUCGUGGAGCAGCCCGAGUGGGUCCUCUCCGAGGUCCUCCUAUCGCCGGACCUCGCCCCGCACAUCCUCGCCCAGCUGCCGACCAAGGCGCACGCCGUCAAGGGGGCGUGCCGCGCGUGGCGCCGCGGCUGGAAGGAGACGCUGAAGAAGCGCGAGAGGCUGCGCCUGGCUGAACUUUGA